This is a messenger RNA of Pomacea canaliculata, 743 nucleotides long. RefSeq lists its product as uncharacterized. NCBI's taxonomy places the organism in Eukaryota, Metazoa, Mollusca, Gastropoda, Architaenioglossa, Ampullariidae. The transcript is spliced from 6 exons. Gene Ontology annotation, molecular function: calcium ion binding. The record is from RefSeq and is a predicted model, not a curated record. Bases 161 to 577 code for a protein of 138 amino acids.
UCGUAACAUUGGAGUCAGAGCGUCAGAUAACCUGUACACGUCACGCUCUAACGUUCAACGAUCAACUGACAGUCACUAGCAUUCAGCUCCGCUUCUCGAACUCACAAUACAGACUUCUCUGAACAUAUCCCAGCAGACACACUAAGCUGCACAGUUCAUCAUGAAGGUUGUUGUCUUGUUUGGUCUUCUGGGCGCUGUGCUUGGUGGAAUGAGCCUGGAUGACAUUCGCAGUGGUUUUAAACGUCUCGACAUGAAUAACGACGGCACGGUGCGAACGAACGAAGUGACCGAAUUCUUCAACAGAAUCGACACUAACGGUGACGGCUUUGCGACCCUCGAGGAAUUCAAAGCUUACCUACCCGCCGAUGUACCCCAAGCUAAACUUCAGGGCUCCUUCAAAUUUUACGACAAAACAGAUGGAGAGGAUGACAAUAAAGUAUCUCGAGAAGUUGCUAGCAAAGUGUUCGACAAUUUGGACCUUAACGACGACAGGGAAAUUCCCUUUGAAGAAUUCAUGCAGACCUAUCCACUGAUGAAAGCUGCCAUUGCAAAAGAGAUUCUGGCCUUAUCCGCUUGAUAAGAGAGACUCACGGAAAUGGUAGCCGGAGGAGAGGAGAAAUAGAAGUUGUUCUUCUCAAUAUGUUGAUGUAGUUUUAGAGUUUAGUGUGUUGGUGAGGAGGGGCUGAUGGUAUUUUUGAAAACAAAUUGAGAUAAAAUAAAGGUUACAUCGUUAAUACUGUUUA